Messenger RNA from Hyalella azteca, 1577 nucleotides. Its product is annotated as putative carbonic anhydrase 3. Lineage: Eukaryota; Metazoa; Arthropoda; Malacostraca; Amphipoda; Hyalellidae. The record is from RefSeq and is a predicted model, not a curated record. Gene Ontology annotation, cellular component: plasma membrane. The coding region runs from base 326 to 1177 and encodes 283 amino acids. The transcript is spliced from 8 exons. Gene Ontology annotation, molecular function: zinc ion binding; carbonate dehydratase activity.
AGUGUGACUAUCAACAACAUGGCAUGAAAUUUAAAAAAAUUCGCUGCGUUGACGAGGAAAUGAUACUUGUGUUGUGACAUUAACAUUCUGCUCACUUUGCAGGCGUUAGCUCCCAGUUCCAAAAUAUAAUGUGUAUAUUUUCAUAUUCUUCUGGUAAAUACGCAACGUUGUCGCUCUAAUUUGUUUGUCGCUCUAAUUUGUCGCUCCAUGAAAAUGUACAAGAGAACUUUAUUCGCAUCCACACUAUAAAGUUUCAGGUUUUUAUUGUAGAGUGUGAUAUAACUUCGGGUGCAGCAUCAGCGAGUUGAAUUAAUUGACUUACAGGAUGAUCUCUUCAGUGAUAUUCUUGUUCAUUCUCUUACUGGCCGUCAGGGAAGGAAACCCGUCAGUGCCGUGGGAUUACGAAACUAAGGAAGACUGGCCGCGACAGUUCCCCCUAUUCUGCGCUGGCAAGAGGCAAUCGCCUAUCAACAUUGACAGAUUCUCAGUGCAGUACUCGCACUGGGUCGGCAUCUACCCCAUCUACUUCUACAACUACGAAGUUAUCCCUGAGCAACAAAUCGCCAUCAACAACGGCGAGCAAUUGCAGGUGAUGCACAACAGUAAGGUGCCGCCCAGUAUCAAAGGAGGCGGUCUGCACGGUACCUACUUACUGUCGCAGUAUCACUUCCAUUGGGGCUCCGACUCCUCCAAGGGCUCCGAGCACACCAUCAACACUGUCAGGUACCCGAUGGAGCUGCACCUGGUGCACUACAAAGCCCAGUACGGAGACAUGAUGAACGCCCUGCGCUACGCUGACGGCGUCGCGGUGCUGGCGGUGCUGUUCGAGGUGUCCUCGCGCGACAACCCGGCCCUCGCACCCGUCUUGCAACAGGUCCAGAACAUCAGACGUGGCAGAGGGACUCCAAUGACGCCCGUUAACGCGCCCUACGCGGUAGCGUCUCUCUUGCCUGACGACACGAAGAGCUUCUACAGGUACGAAGGCAGCCUCACCUCACCCCCCUGUAACGAGGUCGUCAUUUGGACGGUCUUCAAGGAGCCUGUGCACGUAUCACAAAAUCAGCUGGAACUAAUGAGAACGCUUUUGGAUCUGCACGAUGAACCCAUCGAAGACAAUUUUAGAAAUCCACAGCCCCUGAACAAUAGACGGGUUUACAGAUCCUUCUUCAAAUGGUGACCAAAUUCUGUACAGGCACACUUCAGUUUAAUGACAAAAGAUGUGAAAAGUUUUUCAUCGUGAAUUCGGCUGUGUAAAUUGUUAGGCACAAGCCUAAUACUUUCUGUACAAACGCUUUAUGAAAGGUCAUUUUGUAAAAAAAUGGUUAUUUCAUAUCUGCAAGCUAGAUAUAUUUUUUUGAUAAAAGUUAUGGUUGGAGCUCAGAAUGUGCGUUUUCCAACGUGCGUGAUGUGUUUAUAAUUUUCUGGCAGUGGCUUGAAAAUUUCAUUUCAACCACUUACAUAACCAUUAUUAUUAAGGACCCUCUAUUCGUACAUAUACAAAUAGGACCAUAAAUAAAGAAAACUGAGGCUCCUACCUGUUCAGGUAUCAGAAAUUUUCAAAAAAUUCGAAUUACGAA